AUGUCUCACCAAUCUGGUAUUACCGCAUCGGAUGUGCUACGUGAAAAAUUCGCUCAAAUAAAAGAUCACAAUUCUCAUACACGUCUAUUGACGGUAGUAAUUGAGCACGAAUCGCUUGUACCCAAAGAACAAUGCGAUAUUGAAGGCUCCUUUAAUGAAGAUUUUGAUCAAUUACUCAAUUCAUUAGUCAAACCUGAUCGAUCUUGUUAUUAUUUUAUUCGUCUUGAUACAACAAAUGAAACAGGUGGUUCCAAUUGGUUAUUGAUCACAUGGAUUUCAGAAGAUGCUAAAGCAUGUACAAUCAGACAUAAAUAUUUCGAUACGCUAACUAACAGUUAA
Didymodactylos carnosus is the source of this 339-nucleotide messenger RNA. Lineage: Eukaryota; Metazoa; Rotifera; Eurotatoria; Philodinida; Philodinidae. The record is from the annotation of a GenBank genome assembly.